AUGGCAUGGGGAAUGGAUGUUAUCGGGCCCAUUGAGCCAUCAGCUUCCAAUGGAUAUCGCUUCAUCUUGGUUGCCAUCAAUUACUUCACCAAAUGGGUGGAAGCAACUUCCCACAAGUUGGUAACCAAGAAAGUCGUGGCUGAUUUCGUUAAGAACAAUCUCAUAUGCCGCUUCGGUAUUCCCGAGUCCAUCAUCACGGACAAUAGAGCCAAUUUAAAUAGCCAUCUAAUGAAAGACAUCUGUGAGCAAUUCAAGAUAACUCACAGGAACUCUGCUGCUUACCGACCACAGAUGAACGGUGCUGUAGAAGCUGCCAACAAGAAUCUCAAGAGGAUCUUGCGAAAGAUGAUCGACAACUACAAGAAUUGGCACAAGCAGUUGUCGUAUGAUUUGUCGGGGUAUAGAACGACCACCCGAACGUCUACCGGGCAACUCCGUAUCUCCUUGUCUACGGCCACAGAAGCGGUCAUACUCGCGGAAGUGGAAAUCCCAUCAUUAAGGAUCAUCCAAGAAGCCGAGCUGAACGAUACAAAAUGGGUCAGAAACCGCUAUGAGCAACUGGCCAUGAUCGACGAGAAAAGAAUGGUGGCGAGUUGUUCCUACGUGCAUACCAUAGAUAAUGAGAAUGUCCCGAGCUUUCAACAAACGUGUCAGAGCCCAACUUUUCCAAAUUGGGCAAAUCUUACUCAAGCGAGUCUUCCCUCACCAAGAAGAAUACAAAGGAAAAUUUGUGCUGAACUGGCAAGGACCAUACAUGGUCAAGAAAGUACUCUAGGGAGGAGCCAUGUUCCUAGCUGA
Molecule: messenger RNA, 798 nt
Organism: Lycium ferocissimum
Lineage: Eukaryota; Viridiplantae; Streptophyta; Magnoliopsida; Solanales; Solanaceae
Exons: 1
Coding region: 1-798 (265 amino acids)
Biological process (GO): DNA integration
Molecular function (GO): nucleic acid binding
Source: RefSeq, a predicted model, not a curated record